GCGUGCGUCAAGGAGGGAUGGAGACGGUCUGGAGGAAGGGAGGCGCGCCGGUGGGUUGUUGCCUCUGGAAGACGGCGCUGCUCCUGCUCCUGUGGAGAGAAUCUGACAGCCAUGCAGGGGCAGCAGGACUUGGUCCAGGAGGAGGGCCGGAUUCCUCCCAGCCCCGUUUCUCCUCCUCCCUCCCCACCUACCUCCCCGUCCAAUGCCAGCUGAGCGGUGCUGACUCUGCGUUCUUCCUGCGAGAAGCCAAUCAGGAGGUGAUGCGAAAUGGCAGCCUAUCAUCUCGGACCGAACCCUUCUUCCUCCACCAGCUGGAGCCAGGCGUCGCCGCCCCGCACUCCCUGCCCAACGUCAACUGCAGCUACGGAAACCUGAGCGCUGAGCAGCCGAUCCCAGUGGAGCUGCUCCAGGGUCCGCCGCCGCAUCUGCUGACGACCACCAACCAGGUGACUCUGAAUUGGAAGGUCAAAGGUCAAGUGGUGGUGCCCAAAGUGGGGUCAACACGGCCCUGGAUACAGGUCCUGUUUUACCUGGUAGGUCGGCGUUGGGAUGAGCUCGACCCACCUCCUCCUGCCCUCCUCCCAUGUGUUAGAGCCCUGGCCAUCCGGGACACCAGUGAAGCUGCACCCUCGGCAGGCUGCCGCCUCAUGGGGCCAUCUGGCAUCUGCGUUGUCCGUCUGGAGAUUCCCCCAGCUUGGUUUACACCACUGCAAGUGAGAAAAAGACCCUUUGAGGCGACUCUGCCAUCAGUGGAUGUGUAUUACUCAAUCAUACCAGUGGAAGGCUCUGGACAAGAGUGUCCCUCCAUUGUUAACGAGCCAUGGAGAAGUCAGAGCGCGAACAUUGGGCCUCUUGGAGGCCUUGGAUUGGGCCUGGCCGGACAGUGGAGCCCCCUCCUGGAUGGGGGUCUUCAGGACAUGCUGAAAGCUGGUUCUGUGGCAAUGAGCAUGGGCCCGGUUUCUGCCAAAGGAGAAAGAUUGAGACUGGAUGACAAUGUGGAGGUUCUGGUGCCACCCAGCCCGGUCCGACUUGGCAAGACGGUGGCGUUUGGCAUCUACAUGAAGACAGAUUCGAACACGGAACAGUUUACACUGAGGGUGUGGUUCCAGUCAGGCAUCAACUUCCUGGCUGUGAAACCCAGCAACCUGGUUGCGUGGGAGAUCAAACAGGAAAUGGCACCAGGAAGCAGUACGUUGGCAGUGAUGUGUCAGAGAAAGGCCUACUCCACAGCAGAGAGAUUGGAAAACCCCUCAUAUGAGGUGAUGCAGCUGGAAUUCGAAGUGGACAACGUGAUCAACCUGGUGCCGACGCAGACUCUGCACUGGAACAUCGAGUACCCACCCGGCAUGCAGACGACUUCCAGGCAAACGGAGAAAGUCUCGCACCUCUACAUCAGCAACACCGACAUACAGGGAAUCGUCCCGCUGGCCGAGGACACAGAGGUGGUGAAUACGGCCAUUCUUACGGGUCGACGUGUCGCAGUGCCCAUCAAACUGGUUACCGUGGAGACCGACGGACAGGUGAGGGAGGUGGACGACUCGGUGACCUGCAGCUCGACAGACGUGGACGUCGUCAAGGUUUCCCCAAACUGUGACCAGGUUUUGGUGAACGGUAAAGAAAUGCGAGGUCGGCAGUCUUUGGCGGUCAACUUCACCUACCUGCACCUCUCUGCUCAGCUUCAGCUCACCGUCUGGGUGCCUAAGCUACCUCUGCAGAUAGAUGUGUCGGAUACUGAGCUGAGCCAGGUUAAAGGCUGGAGGGUACCCAUCAUCACUAACAAAAGACCUACGAGAGACAGUGAAGAUGAUGAGGAUGAUGAGCGAAAGGGCAAAGGCUGCACCCUACAGUACCAGUAUGCCUUGGUGCGGGUCCUCACACAUUUUGUCGCAGAACCCUCUGACCCAGGAGGAGAGAUGGUCUACAUGUUAGGAGCAGACUGGCAGGCUGAUAUCACUCAUUUGGUCUUGGAGCAGCUAAAGGUCGAAGAUCCUCGUAUUGCCAGACUGAUAGAUGGACGAAUCUUGAUCGGACGGGACCUGGGGAUCACCACUAUACAGGUUCUGUCGCCACUGUCUGACUCCAUCCUGGCUGAGAAGACUGUCACCGUGUUGGAUGACAAGGUCACCAUCACAGAUCUGGGAGUCCAGCUUGUUGCAGCUCUGUCCCUCAGUAUGUCAGCAAGUCCUGGAAAUUACCAGGCUAUACAGCUGACGACUACAGCUACCGACCUUCUACACACGCCUAAACAGGAAGCUGUGAUCAGUGCGUGGAUACAGUACAGUGAUGGUUCAGUGACACCGCUUGAUGUCUAUGAUCCCAAAGACUUCCUCCUCUCUGCAGUGUCAUUGGACGAGAGCAUUAUCUCCAUAACCAAUCAGGAGCAACAUUGGCCUAUUGUAGUGGCAGAGGGCGAUGGACAGGGAACACUCAUUCGCGUGGAGAUGGUCAUCUCUGAGACCUGCCAGAAAUCAAAAAGGAAGAGUGUUCUGGCAUCUGGAGUUGGAAAUGUGAUUGUGAAGUUUGGAGCAAAAAACGAGGAAAGAGGUGUGAUGGGAAGAGAUGGACAGGACGACGGAGGAGGGAUGGACAACAGCACCAGUGAGCACCGAACUAAGGAUGGAGAGUGGAAGUCCAACAGUGCAGCAGUGGAUCGGGAGGAAGGAGCCAUGAGGAAGGUUAGCACAACAACCAAGAGCACAGUAACACAUCGUGCUUCAGGUGGUAAAGCUGCCAGUGGGGGCAGCAGCAGCAGCCGAGGCGGAGGCCCCAGCCAAACAGGGGACUACAGUGGCUAUCCAGCACAAGUGGAGGUACCAGGCACUGGGGAUAGUGAGCUGACCCAGACCACUAGAGGACUGUCGGACCUGGAGAUUGGAAUGUAUGCCCUUUUGGGUGUAUUCUGUCUGGCAAUACUGGUCUUCCUCAUCAACUGCGUCAGCUUUGCUUUCAGAUACCGUCACAAGCAGGUCCCAGUGCUGGAAGCUGGAGGCAACAUGAACCACGCCCAUGAUUGGGUGUGGCUUGGCAACGAGGCUGACCUUUUGGCUGACCACUCUGACCAAUGCCAGGGCGGGAUGCCUGAUGAGUGCACCACCAUCAUUGACCGGAAUGAAGGAGGAUACGAUGAGAACAAGUACCUGCUGAACGGUUCUGGUAACACCUUGGUGAUGGGCGUGGGUACAGGCAUGGGCACCAUCAGCGGGAGUGGUGGCACAGGUGGACACCGAGGCAUCAACCACGGACAAACCUUGCCCAGAUCUGUUCCAGAACCGCAUCAGUGCCUUUCUACAAUCACUACAGGUGGCAAAAAUGCCACUGGCCAAGCGGAGCAUCUGAAUAAUUCCCCACGAGCCACAGCUGCGGCGGCAGUUGCAGCCGCCAAGCGUAAACGCGUCCAGUUCACGUCUUUUGCCACUGUUCUGCCCAAUGAUAGUUCAGGUGGGGGUGGCCAAUACGCCAACUCUUCAGUCCUGAUGACCAAUGGGGGCGAGGACGACAUCAAGUGGGUGUGCCAGGAUAUGGACCUGGGUCAGUCAGAAAUCAGAACCUACAUGGAAAGGCUACAAGACAAUCUGUGACUGAAGGGAAACAGACUGACAAAUGAAGGGGCAGAGGAUGAGAGCAGGAGGGGGGGAGAUGGACAAUGAGUACAAUUCACCUGUAAUGCCUUUGCAAUGGAUGAAGGGAGGGAGGAUGGGAGGAAUGUGGGAACAGUUAAGGGAACACAAAGUGUGGCAAAGAGUUUAAAAGAUUGUUGAACAGACAGUUUAGGGGACGCUUAGUUUAGCUCCCCUUAGGCUAUGGAAAGCAUACUGUCAUCCCUAGUUCACACGGAAAACAACGGUAGCAAACAAAUAACAUUAUGAAUUUGUUUCAUAUUAUUUAUUGUGAAAAUGUUAGUGUAAAAAUCAAUUACAACGUCACUAUUGGUUUGUGAUUGUUUAUUUUCAGAAUACCAGUAAACCAUUGUGCUAUACAGUAAAUUCAGGGUAUGUUAUUGGGCAAACAUUAUUAAGCCAGUUUAAAUGAAAAAACAAGGAUGGCAAUAACUAUUUUUUACUCAUAUGGUGUAUUGCCAGUAUUGGCAGCGGCUGUUGAUUGAUUAUUGAUAGAUCUAGUUUUAAUAUACAAACCUGUUAUUAACCAGCCACAUCUGCUGAAUGGUUAUAUACUGUAGGGAAUCACUGAUUAUGAUUACUGAAGAAUACAAUCUGUUUGUUUUUAUUCUAUCAUGUGACCCAUUUGCAUUGCUCAUAAGUAAAAUGUAACAUAUAAAAAUAUAUAUAUAUAUAUAUAUUCCUAGUACUCAACUAUAAAUUAUGGCACUGGUGGGAACUACCAUUCAGCACUGAUAUGGGCAACCUCGCUCUUUACUCAAACAACCGAAUGUGUCAAGAAUUGGAAAAUGAAAUGUCACACAAAAGACUGUUUCUCCCUUGGAUCCAAGACAGAGGCAUUUAAACUUGCACAAUUCCAAACAGGAAAGGACAUUAGCCAUAUUUGAGGCUUACUUCCUGUUUCCUGAAACCUUCCAGCCAAUGACGGCUUUCUCCCUGUAUUCAGAACCAAUCCUGUCAUCCCCUGGCCCCCUCUUCUUGUCUGUGACUGGACAGCAGUAGAAACCUUGUGGACUAAAAGUACACAGUGAAAUACUGUCUGUAACUUAUAGGACGACUGACAGAGGUGUCUCAUAUAAAAAGGAGGCUGCUUGGGCUUUGCCGAGCCUAACCGAUGAUUCAAAACAGAAAACAUGUUGGCAACAACACAGACCAGAGUACCUGCAGUGUAAUACACGGAGAUAACAGGAUAUACUGAUGACAUUACAAUACAAAUGAAAAUGGAGUGACAUUCUUGACUAUCCCACAAAUAGAUAUGGGUUCAUGAAACAUGUUUGUUAUUGCUAAACAUAAUUAUGUUGGGUUUUUUUCUUUUGUUUGUCAUUUUUGAUAAAUAGAAUGUUUUUAUUAUGUUUUUUCCUUGUUUCGUUUGUCCUAAUUUGGGAAGGUAUUAAUUGUAGCUUUUUAUUUCAGAGAUUUAUUAAGAGUUUAAGGAUAUAUGAUUCUUUUUUCUCUACUGGAGAUCUAUUUAUUUAAAUUAACAUUUGAGAGGGUGAGGAAGGAAUGAAAGACUGAAGACAGUUGACCUGCUGGUGAAUGAUAGCACAUAAGGGAACAAGGGGAAAGAAAGGAGACAGAACAGGCAGAGGUUGCCUCACCUUCGUUAAGCUCAGGUGACGAGUCAUGAAGAACCGACAAUAAAAAAGGAGAACUGUAAGAUUGUUAAGAUUGCAAUAUUUAUUUAUAAAUGUGUUACUGUUUCAGAGUACACUGUAUGUUGUAGAUAAAUAAACAUGCUUCAAAGUGCUUGUGAAUAAGACUGCAGGUCACUAGCCAACAACAUGGUGAAAAUUUUGUACAUUUUACAGUGCAAAUAUGGUACACAAUACUCUCUACCACCACAAUGUGAAAGUGAUCUUAUUGGUUCUUUUUCUAAAAAAUGUUCCUGUCUUUGUUUAAAGUAUUGGAUGAGUUCUUGUCUUUGUACAGGGUAGGAAUCAUUACCUCCAUAACGAGAUGUAAAAACGGAGGUAAUCUAUCAUGCAUCACGCUCAAAAUUGCUUGAGGUUGGUUAAGUCCAAGAGAUCCAUUUCAGAAAGAAAACCAAACCAAAUGUUAGGGUGUUGGGCUUGUCCAUAAGAAAAAAACAAUGGCAAAAAUCUGGAUUAGUAUAUCAUUUCUGUUCUCAAUCAUUUGUUUAGCAAAGAAACAUAAUAAAAAUGCACAUAAAACAAUGGCUGAAUCAUCUGGUCUGAAACAGAAUGAAUAAAGGAUUGAAAGGACAGAAAACUUGGAUGGACAAAAUAAAAAAAAAAAGGCUGACUCCAAAUGGGGCGACUGCACAGCCUCCACCAAAGCAAUAGAUACUUUGACUGAUGAUGGCGACUAUCCUGUAUGUUCGGGACUCAUAAACAUUAUCGUAUCUUUCCUGCUCUAACAAAGCUACAAGACUGUGCUGUGAGUUGAAGGAUCAGCCGAACGGUACAGGUUCAUUAGUCGCUUAUGGUAGAAGUGUAGCAAUGCUCUAAGAUGAAAAACCUUUUUGACUCUUAACAUGCUAGAACUGUGAGUUUAAACAUACUUUAUAGCCUGUGACACCCAUUUUACCUGUUGUAUCUUUUUAAAACUGUAUGGAUGUCAACUGAAAAAAAAAAUAAAUAUACAAGGCUAUUUUUGAAAGAUUA
This is a messenger RNA of Acanthopagrus latus (yellowfin seabream), 6241 nucleotides long. Its product is annotated as transmembrane protein 132C. The record is from RefSeq and is a predicted model, not a curated record. The coding region runs from base 18 to 3578 and encodes 1186 amino acids. The transcript has 17 exons. NCBI's taxonomy places the organism in Eukaryota, Metazoa, Chordata, Actinopteri, Spariformes, Sparidae.